AUGAAGUAUUCUCUUGUUUCUCUGGCAUCCCUCGUCACCAUUGGAGAAUGUCUCUCCCUUCCUCCUCUCAUCCCCAGUAUUCCUGGUGUAACUGAGCCUCUGACCGAGAAUGCCCCUCCUCUGCCUAUUCUCCAAGUCCCCACCCCUCCUCUUGAGAGUCCUCCGUUCACUGCGAGUGACAUCAAGCCUAAGAAGAUCGGGUACUUUUGGACUGGUGCUGCUGAUAAGCAGCACAAGGUGAUAGACUUUCUGGCGACCUACAGUCUGGACGAUGAAACAUUUGGAACUCUACUCUGGAUUACCGAUGUCCCAUCCAGCGGCAACGAUCCCCACCAUCUUGGACCAUCUCUCGAUGGCAAGACCUUGUUCGGGGGUGGUCUGCUCUCCUUGUUGAAGACACAGGACACCGGUUUCUACUUCGACACCUCCAACCCCUACCGUCCCACCUUCAAGGAGAGCAACCGAGCUCUUCUCUCCUCCAUCGCCGAUGAAGUCCGUGCAAAGCCCGACGGUGGAUUCUACAUCACCUACAUGGGUUCUGCCGUGGGAACAUCUCCCGGUCGUCUGGUCGAGACAGAUGCCAACUUUGACAUUAUCCACGAGUGGCCGGAGGAUGUGGAGAGUACUCUCAACAUUCUUGGGGAGCAGUUCUCGCCUCACGGUCUCAGCAUUGACUGGGAGAGGAAGUUCAUCCUUACUUCCGACUUUGUGGAGCCGGUUACUAUCUUGAAGCCGAGUCUGGGUAUCCACCGUGCCAAUACUCUCCGGUUGUGGGAUUUGGAUUCGAAGAAGAUUCUUAACACGAUUACUAUUCCUGAUGGCGGUGGUAUCCAAGACGUCAAGUUCAUUCCUGGCAACCCCGAAGGCGCUGCUCUUGCAACUGCAGUCCAUCUCGGCCAAGUCUGGAUCAUCUAUCCCCAGCGAAAAGACGCCAACGGCAAACCCGGUGUUGCAGAGCUUCUUUAUGACCUCGGACCCAAGGCCCGCGACACUGUCGCCAUCUACACCGACAUUUCCCAAGACGGCCGUUUCAUCUACCUCACCCUCACCACAGCCAACCACAUCGCCGCACUGGACAUCAGCGACCUCAACAAUGUCAAGCGCCUCGAUGACCCCAACGAAGACCAACCGACUGUCGGACCCCAUUAUAUCAAGGUCACCCCUGAUCAGAAGCAUGUCGUGGUCACCGAUUACUUCGUGCAGACCGGCGAGAUUGGUCUGAUCAACACCCCCGCUGAUUUCAAGGCGCUGUACAUUGACCUCAAUGAGGAUGGAAGUCUCAGUUUCAACCGCACUAUCGACUUUAGCAAGGAGUUUGCGAACCGUGGUGGAGCGAAGCCUCAUUCGAGUGUUGUUUUUGAUUUCACGGAUCCUGAGAAGCCGCUUUACUACUAA
This is a messenger RNA of Aspergillus wentii DTO 134E9, 1395 nucleotides long. RefSeq lists its product as uncharacterized. The record is from RefSeq and is a predicted model, not a curated record. The transcript is spliced from 6 exons. Lineage: Eukaryota; Fungi; Ascomycota; Eurotiomycetes; Eurotiales; Aspergillaceae. Gene Ontology annotation, molecular function: protein binding. The coding region runs from base 1 to 1395 and encodes 464 amino acids.